GCUUUCCUGCAGUGAUGUGGUCUUUUUUACUAAAAGAUAAAAAUGAGGAAAAUUGUGUUCUUCAAAACCAGCUACUAUAUUUGGCUUUUUUCCAAAGGAGUUUCCAAUUACAGAAAGAGUUCUCUAACAAAGAAUGUUUCCAGGGCAGCAGAUGUUUCACUCAUUACAUAAUACUGAGCAUGGCUAACCUUUAAAGCUUUCCACUGGGGCAGAAGUAUUGACAUAACCAUGAUAGAAGACAAAGGUCCACGGGUGGCUGACUAUUUCGUAGUGGCAGGACUCACUGAUACAGACACGGCAACCCUCCUGGACCAAGAAAUCAGCCGACAUGAAACAAAGUCAACUGGUCCCAAGGCUCCAAUUACUGACAUUGCUGUGAUAAUUAAAUCAGCUGGCGAAACUGUCCCAGAGGGAUAUACCUGUGUUGAGGCCACCCCUACAGCCCUCCAAGCCAACUUAAACUAUGGAAGUCUAAAGAGUCCUGAACUUUUUCUGUGCUACAAGAGAGGCCGGGACAAGCCACCUCUUACUGACAUCGGAGUUCUCUACGAGGGGAAGGACCGCAUAAUUUCGGGCUGUGAGGUGAUCCAAGCUACUCCGUACGGUCGUUGCGCCAACGUUAACAACAGCUCAGCUUCUUCGCAACGCAUCUUCAUCACCUACCGAAGGGCCCCUCCAGUGCGACCCCAGAACUCUCUGGCAGUGACAGAUAUCUGUGUUAUUGUUACCAGCAAAGGGGAAACCCCUCCUCACACAUUCUGUAAAGUGGAUAAGAAUUUAAAUUGUGGUAUGUGGGGUUCCAGUGUAUACCUUUGUUACAAGAAGUCUGUGCCAGCUUCUAACUCUUUAGCGUAUAAAGCUGGCUUACUUUUCAGAUAUCCUCAAGAGAACUAUGAGUCAUUUCCACUGUCAGACUCUGUACCUCUCUUCUGCCUUCCUAUGGGAGCUACUAUUGAAUGCUGGGACCCUCAAACCAAAUAUCCACUGCCAGUGUUCUCAACAUUUGUACUGACCUGCUCUUCAGCAGAAAAGGUUUACGGUGCUGCUAUCCAGUUUUAUGAGCCUUAUCCCCGGGAGCUGCUAACAGAAAAACAGCAAUCACAGCUGGGUCUUCUGACGACUGUAGAGAGAAAAGUGAUUACUUCCAAGUCCAUCAAUUCAAACAAAUGCAUCUGUCUUCUCUCACACUGGCCUUUCUUUGAAGCGUUUCGAAAAUUUCUUAUGUUCAUCUACAAACUCUCUGUCUCUGGACCUCAUCCUCUUCCCAUUGAAAAGCAUAUAUCCCAUUUUAUGCACAAUAUACCUUUCCCUUCACCACAAAGGCCAAGGAUUCUUGUGCAGCUUUCUGCCCAUGAUGCAUUAAUAUUGUCACAGCCAGUUUCUACACCAUUGCCAUUAAGUGGAGCAAACUUUAGCACUCUACUCAUGAAUCUUGGACCAGAAAACUGUGCCACUCUGUUACUCUUUGUAUUACUAGAAGGCAAGAUCCUCCUCCAUUCCCUUAGACCGGCUGUGUUGACAGGAGUGGCUGAAGCUGUCGUAGCUAUGAUAUUUCCAUUUCAGUGGCAAUGUCCAUAUAUCCCCCUCUGUCCUUUGUCUCUGGCCACCGUACUCAGUGCACCUCUUCCAUUUAUUGUUGGAGUUGAUUCACGAUACUUUGAUCUGUACGAUCCACCACAGGAUAUUGUGUGCAUUGACUUAGACACAAACAUGGUCUACAUAUCAGAUGAUAAGAAGAACACCAACUGGAAGCAGUUCCCUAAAAAGCCAUGUAAAAGUCUUCUCAGCACCUUAAAGAAACUGCACCAACAGCUUGCAGCAGUUCACAGGAAGACUCAAGAAGGCUCUGCAGUGGAAAUGACUCCUAUAGAGGCAGAUUUCUCCUGGCAUAAGAAGAUGAUAGAACUUGAGAUGUUGAUCCAGGAAGCAUUUCUCCGUUUCAUGGCAUCUAUUUUGAAGGGUUACAGAACAUUCCUCAAGCCAAUCACACAGGCACCUUCAAAUAAAGCAACUGCUGCUGAUUCAUUGUUUGAUCAUCAAGGAUUUUUAAAAAGCAGAGACCGGGCCUAUACAAAGUUUUACACGCAUCUCACCAAGACACAGAUAUUCAGCCGCUUUAUUGAAGAGUGCAGUUUUGUGAGUGACAAGGAUACUGGCUUGGCAUUUUUUGAUGACUGCAUAGAAAAGCUCUUUCCAGAUAAAGGAAUGGAAAAAGGAGAGAAGGUUGAUGUAGAUUCUGUUGAAGAUACACGCUUGAUUGAGCUUGAUGAGUCACAAAAAAGUGAACACACAGUGUUCAUAAUGCCACCAGAACCACCAGCUGAUGAUGGACAGGACCGAGUACCAAAAUACAGCUAUAAAAACUUCCCGCGGCUAGAUUUCAAGCUCUUUGACAGGCCACAGGAGCUCAAGCUCUCCUUCAGCAGACACCCAGCUGGAAACAGCAUUUCAAAUAGUCCAGCACUCAUGGCAAAGAGGACAAAACAGGAGAUAAAAACAGCCCAUAAAUUAGCCAAGAAAUAUUAUGUAAGCCCCUCCCAGUGGGCUAAGUGUCUCUUCAGUCACAGUUACAGCCUAUGGUUUAUUUGCCUGCCAGCCUAUGUCAGAGUUGCACAUCCCAAGGUCAAAGCACUGCAACAGGCAUAUGAUGUUCUGAUUAAAAUGAGGAAAACUGAAGUGGAACCACUAGAUGAGGUCUGUUACAGAGUAGUAAUGCAGCUCUGUGGACUGUGGGGUCAGCCUGUUCAGGCUGUGAGAGUUCUUUUUGAAAUGAAAAAUGCUGGAAUACAGCCAAAUGCCAUCACCUAUGGUUAUUACAAUAAGGCGGUUUUAGAGUCUUCUUGGCCUAGUGGUAACCGCAGUGGCAUAUUCCUGUGGACAAAGGUACGAAAUGUAGUUCAUGGCACAGUGCAGUUUAGGCAGUGCCUGAAGAAAUCAAUGCAGAUCCCACAAGUGCCUGUGAUACCAGUUCUGCGGAGUCCCACGGGUGGAAGUGAUGGGGACAUGGUGAGCCAUGGUAGCGUGGAUAGUUCUAAUGAUGCUAACAGUGGGGAGCACACCCUCUUCGUCAGUGACUUAGUCAGGCUUGAUUCCGUUGAUAAUCACUUUAGCACAGGUGGUCAGUCAGACCAGGGUUACAAAUCCAAGGAUGAACUCUUGAGAGAUGGUGAGGAUAGUCUUCCUGCAACUGAAACACACGUAGAGAAAGAUAUUUCUUCUAACCUUGAAGACUUAAUAGGAGAGAUUUCUACAGAAAAAUCUUAUGAAAAGCAACAGCUGAAUAUAGAAACUCUGAGUCCAGCUGAUCCACCUGCUUGGGGUAACAGUAUUGUGAAAGUUCCAUCAGGCAUUUUUGAUAGCAAUGGAAGGAAGGGCAGUGAUGAAACAGUUUCUAGCCCACUGUUCAUAACUCAGGAUUCAGUUGAAGAUUCAGUCUUUGGUGAUGUUUCUCCUAAGAAGACAAGUGAAAAAAGACAGAAGAGACAAAAACUGUUUUCAGAGAGAAGCUGCAGUUUCAGUAGUGAAAGCAGAGCUGGAAUGCUGCUGAAAAAAGGCAGCUUGGACUUGCAUUCUAAAGAAAUAGCAAUAAUGAUGGGAGCAGAUGCCAAGAUCUUAACAGCAGCUUUAUCUGGGACCAAAACUUCACCUAAAUCCCACAGCUUUGAAAAUAUCACUGACCAGCAGGUUUCUGACAUGAGUGGCACUUGGAGUGGUGUGACUCAGAGUGAUUGGGACCUAGAACAUAGGUCUUCACCAGUGCUGGAAGAACCUGGGGAAGGACAGGAGGAUCUUGAGAAUGGAAGAGAUGGAAACAUGACUACAGUGGAAGACCUAAAUCUUGAGCAAUCAGCUGAGUCUAAAAACCAGAAACCUGAAUCCAAAGAUGCAACUGCUAAAAGAAAUAGCUUUUAUGGAGUGGUUAAGCCUAUUGAAAGGGAAGAUGUUGAAGUAGGCUUGGACCCUCUGUCUUUGCUAGCUACUGACAGCACACAACCAGGUUAUCCAGAAUCUGGGGAAAAGUUGAUGUCACCAGUUGCAGCACGUAAUUUGGCAGAUGAAAUAGAGAGCUAUAUGAAUUUGAAGAACCCCUUGGGUAGUAAGUUUCCCAGCAUGGAACUGCACAAGCCAGAUAAGGAAGCAGAAGCUUCUGGUACACUUGGUCACUCCCAAGAACGAAGGUCAAGCCUGCCCUUGGAUCCCAUCCUGCCAUCCUCCAAGUGUUAUGAAAGUCGAAGAAGUCCUUCUGUCUGCAGAUCCAAAACAUUCACUGUACGAUCAAAGCAACAAACUCACCCACAAGUUCAAAAGGAGCGGUCGUCAUCUUUGACAGGACUGGCUCGUUCUUCCCCGCAUGGCUCACUGGGAACUGUCGUAACAACUUUAUCCAGUCUGAAGUUAGACAAUAUACUGUCUGGACCAAAAAUUGAUGUUUUGAAAUCAGGCAUGAAGCAGGCUGCCAAUGUGGCCAGUAAGAUGUGGGGAGUGGUAACAUCAGCAUAUAGUUACUCAGAUGAUGAGGAAGAAAGCCAUCGACCAGACUAUAACUUCCCUGUGGGCUUUGAAGAUAGUAUUUUAGGAGACAAUCUGUCAUCAAGAACUGGUGUCUCAGGCCUACUUACAAAUGAGCUUGCACAAAGCACUACUAGUCUUGGUAGUAGCAGCAGUGGUGGAGAUGUAGGAAGACAGCAUUACAGUGCAGGUGAAGUUUCAUUCCCAAAAAGUAUGAAACUUCUAGAUUCUGAGAAAUCAGAGCACAGCUCUUCACAUAAUACUAGUUUAUCCAGCAUUUUCCAGAACUAUGCAAUGGAGGUCUUGAUGUCAAGCUGCUCUCAAUGCAGAGCUUGUGAUGCUUUGGUUUAUGAUGAAGAAAUCAUGGCUGGGUGGACAGCAGAUGACUCAAACCUGAACACUACCUGCCCUUUUUGUAAAAGUACCUUCCUACCUUUGCUUAAUGUUGAAUUUAAAGACCUUCGUGGCUCUGCAAGCUUUUUCCUGAAGCAAAGUACCUCAGGAGAUAGUUUACAGAGUGGCACCCUUCCAUUAACCACAGAUCCUCUGGAGCAGAAACUGUUGACCAGUCCAGCUGUUGCUGACUUGAUCAGUUUUUCAGAUCACCUGCAGUCCAGCCACACCAUAGCUGAAGAAACCAGCUCUGCAGCUGAGCAGGGUGAUUUGGCAGAAGAACAGACUAUGGAUCCCACCACCAUGACCACACAUGCCAGUAAUCCUCCAAAAAGGGGCGUGUCCUUGACUCGGAGCCACAGUGUGGGAGGUCCUCUGCAAAACAUUGAUCUCUCCCAGAGACCGUCUCAUGGCAUUUCAACAGUUAGUCUUCCCAACAGUUUGCAGGAAGCUGUGGAUCCUUUAAUAAAACAACAGAACCCUGCCCCUGUAUCUGUACCCUACUUGAGCCCUUUGGUACUGCGUAAGGAGCUUGAAUCACUCCUGGAGAAUGAGGGAGAGCAAGUAAUUCACACAUCCAAAUUCAUCAAUCAACACCCCAUAAUCUUCUGGAACCUAGUCUGGUAUUUCCAACGGUUGGAUCUGCCCAGCAACUUACCUGGACUCAUUCUGACAUCUGAGCACUGCAAUGAGGGAGUGCAGCUUCCUUUGACAUCUCUUGCUCAAGAUAGCAAGCUUGUAUACAUCCAUCUUCUAUGGGACAACAUCAACCUCCACCAAGAGCCGGGGGAGCCCCUAUAUAUAUCUUGGAGAAAUCUCAAUUCUUCUGAAAAGAAACCCUCCACACUGGAAGAAGAUCAGCGGGCAACAAACACAUUGUUAGAGAGCAUCAAACUAAGUAUUCAACACAAUGAUGUUAUGAAGCCAAUCAACCUCCUCCUACAGAAAGUUAAGCCAGAUGUGAAACGACAGAGGAGUUUUUACAGGGAAAUUCUUUUCCUGUCUCUGGUGUCUCUUGGAAGAGAAAACAUUGACAUUGAGGUCUUUGAUAGUGAAUACAGACUUGCACUUAAAAAACUACCAGAGGAAAUUCUUGAAAAGAUGCAGAGAAUAGAUGCUCCACCAAGCAGCAGGGUUGAGUGUUGCAGGAAGUGGUUUGGAGCACCUUUAAUAUAAAAACAAGGAAGACGCACACCGUACUUCGGAGAGACAAAAGCAGAGCUGAACAAACCGAAGAGCAUGGUGACACAGACACUUUUGAGUCUCUCUCAUAUACACUUUUGAGUCUCAAAAGGUAUUAAUUGAGCAAUUUGUCAAAUCAGUUUCAUUGAACUGCAACAUGUAUUCUUCUCAUUCAUCUCAUGGGCACAUUGUAAAAUUUGUCAAAAUGUUUUAAAAUUAUGGGUUUAUUUCAGUGGUUGAUCUACUUUUCUCCUAUAUAUAUAUUCUUUAAUUUCCUCAAACUUUUCCUCCAUAUUAUCAAAUUGUUCAAAAGGCUGAUGAUGAAACAGCAAUCUAUAGUUGGUGACUUUCUUAAGGGCCACCAAUAUUGGUGUAUUUUAAUGAAGUACUUUUCCAGGGCUCAGAUUCCUCAAUGCUUCUUUAAAAUGACCUUUACCUAGAGAAGAGUCCUUUUAUUAAUGUGUGGUAUGGUUGCAUGAAUGUAAAUAUUUGAAAACUUGGAUUGGAAGCUGCAAUGCAGUUGCUUUCAUCAGAUAGUACUUUAAAUUUCAUCAGACAGUACAUUAAAUUGCUACCCUUCUCCUGACUCUUGUCCCAGUCAGUAUUCUGAAUUACCUUUGCUGACCUUUUCAAAGUGUGUAUCUACAGCUGUGAGAAAACAGAGACUUACACUCAACUUUCCUGUAUUCUCUGUCUGAUAAACUAUAAGGUUCUGUAAAUGUACUGGCUGCUUUCUCCAAAGGAGGAUAAGCUUCUACACAAAGCAGCUCAGAAAUGGAUGUCAUUCUAAGAAUUAUGUAGGAAGCUCAAAUGGUAUUAGAAUACACACAAGAGUUGUCAACAGAUACUGCCUGGAAAAAAAAUUAUGCUUUAUACUAUUUGCAUGUGUGUUUAAGAGGUGUCCUCCUUGAAUUCUUUAUCACCAUCUCCCUUGGUUUUAUACUAGCCUGUGGGUUAAUUAUUUUGCACUGAUAGUCCAGAUUCAAUAUUUCAAUUAAGAUGUAUUUAUAAAUGUAGUCUUCAAGGUGUAUAUUAGCAGAAAUGAAGUGCUUAUGUGUAUGAUCUGAAAAGAUGUAUCCAUCUUUUGUAUUGCUUCUAGUAGAUAAGACACUUCCUCACCUCACAUAUUUAAUUGACUACAGUAGUAGUAGUCUUGGCAAGGGAAGCCUGGAUACUGGUCAACAGUGUAAGUGUUUCUGUUACUUGAAGAAUAUGAUAAGAUUUAUUCCAGGUUUUUGCUGAAAGUUAGUGGUAUGGCUUUUACAAUGGAAUAAUUCAUAGAGAAAAAAAUAUAUUUGUAGCAUGUAAAAGGAGCAUAGCUUAAAAUACUAAUUGCAUCUGGGUAUGAAUGUAUUUACUUGAUACUACUUUUAAAACUUUUCAUUCUUCAAAAUGAUGAGGGAUGAAGAUCUGUCUGGAACAAUUUUUUAUAUGAAACAAUAAAACCAACUUUUUUUUCAUGAGGUGAAAACAAGGGAGUUGCACUAUACAUGACAAAAUAUAUUUACAUCAUAGACUGAUGCCUGGUAUUUUGUCUACAAGUGCUGAUCCUAAGUUAAUAUGGGGAUAUUACCUGGACAGAUUCUCUCCUGAUAAAACUGUUGUGCUUUCUCAACAACUAAAAGCAAGAAAGCACGCAAUCAUUAUUUUUUUUUUAUUCUUUGGGUUUAUGCACAGUUGCUUGCUGAUGUCUGACCUACAUCAUAAUUAAAGAACAGCCCUUGAUUCUUCAUCUUCUCUUCUCCAGUUACAUAAUUGACAUGGUUCCAUCCUUCUAAAAUACAAGUCUAUCUAAAGCAUUGAUCCAAACAAUUUAAUAUUUCUACAAAUCAAAGCCAGCAAAUUUUUCUGUGUAACUCUAUGCAUUAUUUUUCAACAGACAGCUACACAAAGACCAUUAUUUUUGAGUAUUAAACAGACAAACCAUGUGAUUAUGUGAUGCAACUUGCAAGUAAUCAAGUUUUAGUCACUUUAGUAAUUUUUAAAUUCUCACAACUCAUUAAAUGACAAGGAAAAUCUGUGUAGUGAGUGCUGUUUUAGAUACGUGACAUCCAAACAGUUUUAAAACAUAGUAAAUAUUAUUGUUAUGAACUAGUUUCUGGAAACACAUAAUCUUCAUUUCCAAACAACUUUAUCAUCUGUUGCUGAAAAUAUAGACUAAUAAGGGAGUAGUGUUGUAAAGACAACAAAGCAGAUUGUGUCACAGUGUCUAGUGUUAAUUGUCCAAUUUCCCAGCUAUAUACACUAAACAAACAAAAAAACCCAACAAAAGUAAAGCCAGAGGAGAAAAAAUCAGCUGCAGAAUUGGACUUGCUUUGAUUUGCUCUUGCAUAUUGGCAUUUUUGUACACUACAAAUUAACUGCUAUUCCUGGUGUAGGCACCUGGAUUUCAGAGUGGUAGAAGUCCUGCACGUAGCUACUUGAAAUCUUGAAUCUGCAUAUUGGAAUUGAUUCUUUAAUAUAGAAUAAAAAAAAGGAAAACCUUCUCCUUUCUAUAGGGAGUUCUUAAUGCUUAGGUUCUAGAGUAGCUAAUAAUCAGUUGGUUUUUUAAUAUAAUCCAUAGCUCAGAUGAAAAGGGAGAUACCUGAAAACAAUUUGUUUUCAUCUAGGAUGCUUUUAUUGGAGGUGGGGGGAAAGUAAGUUUCACAAAAUCUGGCCAAAAA
Molecule: messenger RNA, 8747 nt
Organism: Melozone crissalis (California towhee)
Lineage: Eukaryota; Metazoa; Chordata; Aves; Passeriformes; Passerellidae
Gene: DENND4C
Product: DENN domain containing 4C
Exons: 34
Coding region: 229-6078 (1949 amino acids)
Biological process (GO): regulation of Rab protein signal transduction
Cellular component (GO): cytoplasmic vesicle
Molecular function (GO): protein binding
Source: RefSeq, a predicted model, not a curated record